AAGCCACUUGCCCGAGCUCCCUGAGACAGAACAGGAUUGACAACACCACGGAAGAGUGACCUGAAGGGUCCCAGUAGAUAGUUUACCCACAAAUGGGCCAUAAUAAUUAGCACUUUAUCAUCUGAGAGCCUUGCCAUCCGGACCUUAACCGCCUCGGUGCUACUGUUAUCAUCUCUAAACUAUCAGGUUACCAUUUUCCAUCUUUGAGCGGUUUUUACAUCUAAGGUCGGAGAAAAUGGCAGCAAUUCCAUCAAGUGGCUCCCUCAUUGCCACCCAUGAUUACUACAGAAGGCGCCUUGGGUCCACCUCCAGCAACAGCUCCUGUGGCAGUGCUGAGUACACAGGAGAGGUCAUUCCACACCACCCAGGACUUCCUCGGCAGGAUUCUGGCCACUGGUGGGCUUCAUUUUUCUUCGGAAAACAGAACCUGCCUGGCAUGCAGAAUGGAUCCGAGUCUCAAAAGAACGGAACCUACACAGUGACCAAUGGUCAGGUGACCUGCAUCGCCAGGGAGAUGGUUCUGAGCAGACAACACAGCGACAACUCUGAGAUAGGAAAGUUCGAGUCGGGGACCCCCACCAACCAGUAGACUUUGGCCUGCCACUGCUUUCCCUGCCAUGCCUUCAAUGUCCCACACCCCUCACCUGCACCCAGCCAUCUGUGAUAUAGUCCAAAACUGGAGAUGAAACUGAUGGUGGCUUGUUUAUAUAGUGGCUGGAGUUUGCUUGUCCUCUGUGUUUAUACAUAUAUAUAUAGUGUCUUUUUAAUAUGACCAAAAGAAAAAAAGUGAAACGUGUAAAAAGUUUUCCAUAUGUUUCCUUUUUAUGACAUGAUGCUUUCUGCUGUUAAAUAAAAUGCUCGCAGUCAAAACUGUU
Messenger RNA from Myripristis murdjan (pinecone soldierfish), 875 nucleotides. RefSeq names its product pancreatic progenitor cell differentiation and proliferation factor B-like. The transcript is spliced from 5 exons. Gene Ontology annotation, biological process: cell differentiation; multicellular organism development. Bases 236 to 589 code for a protein of 117 amino acids. NCBI's taxonomy places the organism in Eukaryota, Metazoa, Chordata, Actinopteri, Holocentriformes, Holocentridae. The record is from RefSeq and is a predicted model, not a curated record.